UUGACGGUCGUGGCUCCCAACACAGAGAGCCACUCGGAGCCAGAGCUUCCCAAUGGGCCGUCUCUCCAGAUAUCUCAGUCUGAGGAGAGCAUCCAGCACCAGGAGUUGAACACACAAGCUAUUCGAGAAGAUUGGAAACCUGGGAAGUCCGUCACACCCAUAAGAAACAUGGGAGGAAAGGAGAAAAAAGUUCUAGUGAUCGCAAAUGUGCCCAACUACCAAGGGACAGAUAAAAAGGCUCCACGUAAUGAGUCUGCCUCCAGUAAGAAGUCUGGUAAACCGCCCACUACGGCUGUUCCAGCCCCCAUCCCCAUGUCCCCCAUCGUUGAAAAGAUGGAGGGUCUGACAUCCAUCCGCAACCGCAGCAACAGCCUUCGCCUGGGUCGCCUGGCCUUCUACAGACACCUGGAGAAGGUGGAGACCAUGCGCUCCUUCUGGGAGCUCAAACAGGUGGAGCUGGCAGGAAAAGACCAGCAGGUAAGAUCCACUUAG
This is a messenger RNA of Menidia menidia (Atlantic silverside), 492 nucleotides long. NCBI's taxonomy places the organism in Eukaryota, Metazoa, Chordata, Actinopteri, Atheriniformes, Atherinopsidae. The record is from the annotation of a GenBank genome assembly.